This is a messenger RNA of Phialemonium atrogriseum, 2208 nucleotides long. Its product is annotated as CTP synthase. Lineage: Eukaryota; Fungi; Ascomycota; Sordariomycetes; Cephalothecales; Cephalothecaceae. The transcript has 9 exons. Gene Ontology annotation, molecular function: CTP synthase activity; identical protein binding. Bases 218 to 1921 code for a protein of 567 amino acids. The record is from RefSeq and is a predicted model, not a curated record. Gene Ontology annotation, biological process: pyrimidine nucleobase biosynthetic process; CTP biosynthetic process. Gene Ontology annotation, cellular component: cytoplasm; cytoophidium.
CGUCUAACGUGGAGCCAAAGACAAAUGGUUUGGUUUUAACACUCAAAAAUUUUCCCUUUGCGCCGCAUCCCAACAAUUCUCUUGCAACACGGCUAUCCUGUCCAACAAUCAAGAUGCGCUAUGUCCUUGUGAGCGGCGGUGUCAUCUCCGGGGUCGGCAAAGGAAUUAUUGGUAUGGCAACUGCAUCAAUCCUCGUUAUUCCUCUUUGAGUCGGCUAAUGAACGCCCUCAGCCUCUUCGGCUGGUCUCUUGCUCAAGACAGCUGGACUCAGGGUCACGGUAUGAGACCAAUUUCCCUGCCCAACUAUACCUCCUUUACUCAUAUUGGUUCUAGGCAAUUGCAUGGAGAGUGUUUCGUGUUAGGCGAUGGGUCGGAAUGUGACCUAGACGUUGGGAAUUACAGUCGGUACCUGGGCGUCGAGUUGACCAGUGACAACAACAUCACGACUGGCAAGAUAUACAAGCAGGUCAUCGAAAGGGAACGAAGGGGCGCCUACCUGGGGCGUACCGUUCAAGUCGUUCCUCACGUCACCGACUCCAUUCAGGAAUGGAUUGCUCGAGUGUCCAAGAUCCCCGUCGACGGGUCCGGGAUGGAGCCAGAUGUCUGCAUCAUUGAGCUGGGCGGUACUGUUGGUGAUAUCGAGAGCAUGCCCUAUGUCGAAGCACUCACUCAGCUUCGGCACAAGGCUGGCAAAGGAAAUUUCAUCAACAUAUUCGUUGGGUAUAUUCCCCUCGUGCACGGCGAGCAGAAGACCAAGCCAACCCAGCACGCGGUGAAGAGUGUUCGGAGCGCUGGUCUUUUCCCGGACUUGAUCGCCUGUCGUUGCGAGCACCCCCUCGAGCAAGGUACCAUCACCAAGAUAGCUCGGAGCUGCCAGGUCGAGGUUGAGCAGGUAAUUGCUGUCAGAGAUAUGCCCACCACCUACGAGGUCCCAAUUCUACUUGAAGAACAGGGCCUCCUGGGUCUUUUGCGCACAUCCUUGACGUUGGACGCGAUCAAGCCCACGCCGGCCUUGGUCACGAAAGGCGCAGAGCUAUGGAAGAAGUGGAAGGCCAUGAUCCCGCAGACCUACGCGGAGACAGUCGACAUUGCCCUGGUUGGCAAGUAUGUCGAAUUGCACGAUGCCUACGUCAGCGUCGUUAAGGCGCUGGAGCACUCGGCCAUGCGGUGCGGCCGCAAGCUCAAUCUGAUCUGGGUCGACUCCGAGCACCUGGAGGACGCCACCCAGCAGACUAACCCUACCAAAUUCCACAAGGCGUGGCACGAGGUCUGCUGUGCCGCUGGAAUCCUGGUUCCCGGUGGUUUCGGCCAUCGCGGGACCGAGGGCAUGAUCAAGGCUGCUCAGUGGGCUCACGACCAUUCCACUCCAUUCCUGGGGAUUUGCCUGGGGAUGCAGGCAGCCGUUUGCGCGUGGGCGCGGCAGGUGUGUGGGCACACCGGCGCCACGUCCGAGGAGUUCGACGCCACGGCUGAGCACAAGGCCAUCAUCUUCAUGCCCGAGAUCUCCAGGGAGCACAUGGGCGGCACGAUGCGGCUCGGCACGCGCGCGACGCACUUCCAGCCGGGCAGCGAGUUCAGCAAGCUGCGGGCCCUGUACGGAGGGGCGGAGGUGGUGGAGGAGCGCCACCGCCACCGCUACGAGGUCAACCCCGACUACGUCGAGGAGCUAGAGCGGUCCGGGCUGACGUUCAUCGGCAAGGACGACACGGGCAAGCGCAUGGAGAUCUUCGAGCUGAAGGACCACCCGUGGUUCGUCGGCGUCCAAUAUCAUCCGGAGUACCUGAGUCGUCCGAUUCAACCCGCGACGCCAAUCCUGGGCUUCGUGGCCGCCGCCAUCGGCUGUCUCGACCGGAUCACGAAGGAGGUGACCGAGGAGAAGGCGGCUCUUGUUAACGGCGUUGUCGACGGCGAUGCCUCUUGAUGCCGCUAAAUUUUGCCCGAUCCAAGUGUGGGUCUCUCCCCCCAACCGGCAUCUUUGUCAAGAGAGAAAAGAUGGAAUUGGAGAGAGCUUGUCGCCUCGAGGCACCGCUUCGUAGCUGCCAGCGGUGGCUGCCUGGAUGAAGUCAUCAGGGAGGAGCAGCCGUAGUAGCCUGCCAAGGCUUCGCAGCUCGUAAACGGUGUCAGCGGUGGGAGUGGAGAGAAGCACUUUUUGAACAAGGUACCUACUGCCAAGUCGGGACCUUCCUAUGUAAUGAUGUAAACUUUCAU